AUGGCGACUUUGUUGUCUAAGCGGAGAUCAAAAGUACCGAAAAAGGUUGAAUCCAGAAGAGGCUGUUUCCGAUCGUGUGUGACAAUGUUCGUGUAUCCUCUUCCCGCAGCUCUCUUUUUCAUGAUCCUGAUGUUUGUGUGGUCUUCCUCCACCACGUAUAUUUCAGGCAGGAUCGUUCAUGUGUGUGUCUCUUCUCGUAAGCUGAGCAACCUCUACUGUCUCUCAGCCACCACACAAUCGAACGCGGAAUUCCAUCUUCCAUUCACGAAUUCCACUUCUCAAGAAUUUCUUGAGAAAGAGAUUCCUGUUCUUGAAGAAAAACUUGAAAAGGACAGUGGUUUCCCGAUUCCUGUCUCGGAAGACAUUUCUGUUAACCGAAACCUCCAAGGUGAUUCCAAUGACGUUGUUCAAAACCCGACUCCUUUGCUUGAGAAAAGAGUCACGAAUGAUGAGGUUGAGGUCAUGAGUGACCUCAAAGACGAUACCAAAGAAGUUCCCGAUGUUGCUGUUGACAACCCGCCUUCUAUAUUGGAGAAAGAAGUCAGGAGUGAUGUGGCUGAGGUGAUGCACGACCUUAAGGAAGUUUCUCAUGAUGUAAAUCUUGAAAACCCUAAUCCUCAGAAUGAUACGAUUGAAGAGAUCAAGAAAGCGAGGAAAGUAGUGGAAGAGCAGCUACGAGUCCAAAGGUCAUGGAUCACGAAUCAAAAUCAGAAUCAGAAUCCAAACCAGUGUGAAGGUCGGGGAAUCUAUGUCUAUGAGUUGCCACCAAAGUUCAACAAGGAGUUGGCAACUGAUUGUCACAACAUGGUUCCUUGGGUCGACAUGUGUAAGUAUUUUAGCAACAACGCAUUGGGAGAGCCCAUACCAGAACUCGGGAAUCGUUGGUUCCGGACUCAUCAGUACUCGUUGGAAUUGAUAUUCCAUUCCCGAGUUCUAAACCAUCCAUGCCGUGUUUACGACGAAAACCAAGCAAAACUCUUCUACGUUCCAUAUUAUGGUGGAUUAGACAUCUUGAGAUGGCAUUUCAAGAAUGUUUCUAGCGAAAUUAAGGAUUCUUUGUCAUUGGAACUUUUAAAUUGGCUAGAAAUGCAAAAGCCAUGGGAUAAGAACCUAGGCAAAGAUCAUUUCUUUGUUUUGGGAAAAAUUUCUUGGGAUUUCAGGAGAAAGGAGCAAACCUCAUGGGGGACAAGAUUUCUCGAGCUUGAAGAAAUGCAAAACCCGAUAAAGCUCAUGAUCGAACGACAACCAUGGGAGAUUAAUGACAUCGGAAUCCCUCACCCAACUCACUUCCACCCACAGUCCGAUGCCGACAUCCGUUCAUGGCAACGUACCAUCAUCUCAUCAAACCGGCGAAGCCUUGUCAGUUUCGCUGGUGCCGCCCGUCCUGGAGCCCUGGACAACAUUAGGUCUAUACUAAUAGACCAAUGUACAUCAACAAGCGAAGAACACUGUAAGUUCUUCGAUUGUAAGUCAGGGCUCUGUGAUGAGCCCAAAUCACUUGUGGGCCUAUUCAUGGAGUCUGAGUUUUGUCUUCAGCCUCCGGGAGAUAGCCCAACUAGGAAAUCAGUGUUUGACUCAUUGGUGUCCGGGUGUAUUCCGGUAGUUUUCGACCCGUUUACGGCAUACUAUCAGUAUCCAUGGCAUUUGCCUGUGGAUCAUGAGAAGUAUUCAGUAUUUGUGGAUCAAGAAGAGGUUAGGGAGACGAAGGUGAAUGUGGUGGAAAGAUUGAUGAAGGUGACACGGAAGGAGAGGGAUGAUAUGAGAAGAUAUAUAGUCUAUGAAUUGAUGCCAAGAUUAGUAUAUGGAGACCCAAAUGCAAAAUUUGAAUUGUUUCAAGAUGCAUUCUCCAUUACAAUCAAUAACCUAAUCGAAAGGGUCAAAAGUUUGAAUUUGGAAUAA
This is a messenger RNA of Lactuca saligna, 1899 nucleotides long. The record is from the annotation of a GenBank genome assembly. Lineage: Eukaryota; Viridiplantae; Streptophyta; Magnoliopsida; Asterales; Asteraceae.